AUGUCUGCCUGCCAGCCAGCCGCUGCCGGCCGCGGCUCUCGCUGUCACCGUAAACGAAUUGUGUCGGCACCAAUUCGCUGGAUCGCGCGCCGGCGCCACCGCCGCCGCCGCCGCCGCCGCCACCCAAAUCGAAUUUUCGUUCAUGGCAGCGAUACUGUCAACACAGUCAUCUCCGCCCGUCGCUACGAGACAUGCGGCGGCGUGGCGGCAAACGCGGUCUGCCACCGCCCGCCGCGCACGGUGUGGCCGCAGGCGCUGCGCCGCGGUGCCCUGCGAGUGGGGCUGGCCGGGCCGGGCCACGCCGAACCGCGCGCUGCCGACCGCUUUAAUUGGCGCGCUGUAAUUAUUAAAUGCGCCGCCUGCCAGCCUACGUCACCCACGAUGUUUGAGGCGGCGCUGUCCUGUUGGCAGGCGACGGAGCUGCCCGACGUGGCGCCGCCGCUGGUGCUGCCCGGGGCGCCAGCGGCCGUGCGCUGCAAUGGCGGCGUCCUGACGCCCGUGGCCGCGGGACCUCCGCCCGCCAAGGAGCUGCACCGCGACAAGGUGGCGCUGUGCCUGGCCGCGGGCGGGCUCGUGGCGGGGCCGAUCUUCCAGCAGGAACCGCCGCCCUCCAGCCUAGACUCCAGGGUCGCCGUCGUGCGCAGAAUACUCAGCGACGUGCCGCUCAUCGACGGCCACAAUGACCUCCCGUGGAACGUGCGCAAGUUCGCGCGGGGGCAGCUCGUUGGCUUCAACCUGACGGCCGAUCUCCGCCACGUGGAGCCGUGGUCCCGCAGCGCCUGGUCGCACACAGACCUGCCGCGCAUGCGCGCAGGCAUGCUCGGAGCACAGUUCUGGUCGGCGUACGUGCCGUGCGGCGCGCAGUACCUGGACGCGGUGCAGCUGACGCUGGAGCAGAUCGACCUCGUCAAGAGGAUCAUCAGCCUGCAUCCGCAGCACUUGGUGCUCGCCACUUCCCCCAAGGGUGUCCUGGAGGCGCACAGGGCGGGCCAGAUUGCGUCGCUGGUGGGCGUGGAGGGCGGACACUCGCUGGGCAGCUCGCUGGCCGUGCUGCGCACCUUCUACAGCCUGGGCGCGCGCUACCUCACGCUCACCCACACCUGCCACACGGCGUGGUGAGUUUCAUCAGAAGUAGUGACUGGCGUAUUGCCGGGGCUCACCGACUUUGGACGGGCGGUGGUCCGCGAGAUGAACCGCCUGGGCAUGAUGGUGGACCUGUCGCACGCCAGCGUGAGGACCAUGAAGGACGCGCUGGAGACCAGCAAGGCGCCCGUCAUCUUCUCCCACUCCAGCGCCUACUCCAUCUGCAACAGCUCCAGGAACGUGCCCGACGACGUCCUCAGGCUGUUGGCUGACAACGGCGGUAUAGUGAUGGUGAACUUCUACACGUACUUCAUCACCUGUAAUUCGACUGCCAAUAUAUCUGAUGUGAUAGCGCACAUCAAUCACGUACGAGAAGUGGCGGGUAUCGACCACGUGGGCAUCGGCGCCGGAUACGACGGCAUCAACCACACGCCGACUGGCCUGGAGGACGUGUCUCGGUACCCUUACCUGCUGGCCGAGCUGCUGAGCGACCCCCUGUGGACGGAGCAAGACGUGAAGAAGCUCGCCGGUCUCAACCUCCUGAGGGUCUUCAGAGAGGUUGAAGAGGUCCGCGACAAGUGGCAGCUGGCGGCUGUGACGCCCGCUGAGGACCUGAUCCCCGCGGCGGACCUGGAGGGCCACACCACCUGCAUGUACCUCGCCUCCUGACCUGCCGUCGCCGUCUUCGUCCUCAUGAUUUCACGCAGCAGCCAGGCUCCACAAUAACCCACAAAGAAGAAGAAGAAGAGGGAGGUGAUGGCACCACCCUCACGAUGGAGACCUCUCUGCUCCACGGCGCAUCGACACCCCCUGCCGUGUAACGCACACUCCUGGGACCAAUUCAGCACGGAGGCCUCGGUCCAAAACUUACACUGUUGCCGACGGACGUAGGCCUACCCCAUCUACGGAGGUGUUUCGCCGAGAAUACUGCAGGAUGAUAAUUUUUCCACUCCUAUGGGCCACCAGCGGGGUGCCGUAUUGCUGUUGCUCGAAAAUACGAGUGGCUGAGAUUGGUUUCAUCUGCCGUCAUAUAACGGCAGCGCAGUAACACCGUUCCAGCGCGGCACUACUACGCAACAUCUUACCAGCAUAUCACUUUUCUAACGCCUGUGAUGUAGUUUAGAAGUAUUGUAGAGCGUUGAGUAGGAACACUUACAGUUUUACGUAUCUAAUGAGAAGGUAUCAUUAGUGAGCACUAUGUAGGUACAAUUUGGGAAUGGAGAAUGCUCAAUGAACUUCAUGUGAAGAACGUUUUCUGAGGUGUCAUUCGAAGUAAAGUAGGGAUUUCUCGUUUCUCUCAACAGGUAAA
This is a messenger RNA of Schistocerca cancellata (South American locust), 2392 nucleotides long. RefSeq names its product dipeptidase 1-like. Gene Ontology annotation, biological process: proteolysis. The transcript is spliced from 15 exons. Lineage: Eukaryota; Metazoa; Arthropoda; Insecta; Orthoptera; Acrididae. Gene Ontology annotation, molecular function: metallodipeptidase activity. The record is from RefSeq and is a predicted model, not a curated record.